Exophiala aquamarina CBS 119918 is the source of this 237-nucleotide messenger RNA. RefSeq lists its product as uncharacterized. The transcript is spliced from 3 exons. The coding region runs from base 1 to 237 and encodes 78 amino acids. Lineage: Eukaryota; Fungi; Ascomycota; Eurotiomycetes; Chaetothyriales; Herpotrichiellaceae. The record is from RefSeq and is a predicted model, not a curated record.
AUGGCGAACUCGGGGGUGUACCUACAAGAAAGCCUUGCGAAUAAGUUUCUGGAGAUGAUAAAGGCCGGAAAGGCUCGGAUCGGGGCCAGUGGCGACCCGUUGGCGGAGAUACCCUUCGCCUCCCUCAAACGGACCAGACGCACGAGCGAACAAGUGCUGAAUUUCCUGCACAUUGCAUGCAAAGACGGUCUGAAUGUCUCACUCGGAGAAGGCGGUCGAGAACAGCAGGCUAGUUAA